Beauveria bassiana ARSEF 2860 is the source of this 1014-nucleotide messenger RNA. RefSeq names its product mitochondrial GTPase (YlqF), putative. Gene Ontology annotation, molecular function: GTP binding; GTPase activity. The transcript has a single exon. The record is from RefSeq and is a predicted model, not a curated record. Bases 1 to 1014 code for a protein of 337 amino acids. Gene Ontology annotation, cellular component: mitochondrion. Lineage: Eukaryota; Fungi; Ascomycota; Sordariomycetes; Hypocreales; Cordycipitaceae.
AUGGCACAAUUCGUACCAAGAUCCAUCUUUCAAAUUCCUGAAACCAUACCAAAAACAUACUUCUUGGGUCACCAUCAGGCUGGUGCCUCCAAAAUCAAGACAAUUCUCCCAAAUAUCUCAAUCGUACUGGAGUGCCGAGACUUCAGACUGCCACUAUCUACCCAGAAUCCGAGUCUCGAGAGGGCAAUUGCAGGACGGCAACGCAUCGUAGUCUACACCAAAUCCGAUCUGGGUACCGACAGUACUACUGCGCGGCAUUCACUGAAGGAGAUGUACGGAGACAGUGCGGUCUUCUGGGACAAGCAGAAGCCGGCCACUACUACAGCGUUAUUGAAGAAACUGAAAGACUCAGCACGCGUCGUUGACUCUUUGGUUGGCCUGCGAGCCCUGGUUGUUGGGAUGCCGAACGUGGGCAAGAGCACUUUACUAAACUCCCUACGCAAUGCUGGAUUAUCAGGCAAGGUGGCAAAAGCCGCGAAGACUGGCGAUCAGGCCGGUGUGACACGCAAGAUCGGGACCGCAGUUCGUGUUGUCCCGUCGGAAGACAGAGGCGGUGUCGGCGGCGGUGUCUUCUUAAUGGACUCUCCCGGAAUCUUCCAGCCCUAUGUCGAGGACGGGGAAACUAUGAUCAAAGUUGCACUGGCUCACGGCAUUAAAAAAGGACUCAUACAUGAUGAAAUUUUAGCAGACUAUCUUCUGUAUUGCAUGAACAGAUGGGACCCCAAACUAUACCAACGAUAUUGUGAGCCCACAAACGACGUUCACGAGUUCCUCGCCGCUGUCGCAAAGAAGGAUGGGAAAUUGAGACCGGGAGGUACCGCGAAUAUCACUGAAGCAGCCGCGAGAGUGCUUUCACAGUGGCGUCAAGGAAAGCUUGGGCGCUAUGUCCUGGAUGAUCUCUCUGGGCGUGGCAUUUUAACCCACCAAGCCAACAUUGAACAGCCGCCCCAAAGCAUAAGCCAGGCAAAGAAGCAGCAAAAGCUGGAAAGAAGGCAGACACGAGAGACGAACUAG